AGAUGCUUCCUGACUUCCUGAAUGCUCCCUCUCUCCCGUUGAGCGUCGUCGGCUCGACAUACUCCGAUGGGCGGAAUUCCCUAUCAAUCUCGGGGCUGCACCACCUGCAGACAGCGGAAGAUCAAAUGCGACCUUGCGAAGCCUGAGUGUGCACGCUGCGUCAGGAGGGGCACGCGAUGUCUAGGCUACGAGACGAGUCGGCAUUUCCUCCACCAUACCCUCGUCACUCGAGUCGAUGCCUCCGGCACAAGCAGAAGGCCUGUAGCCCAGAUGCUCGGGCAAUUGAACCCGCUUGCACUCCCGGCGCCUCUGAAUCUGGAAACUGUUGUCCGAACUCAGCUCUUUUCGACAUUUAUGAAUACAUUCUUCGCUUCCAACUCUAGUCACAAUGUUCUCAGCGCAAAGGAUGAUAGCUGGUACUUCCUCAUGGCGCGGUUUCCGUCUCUAGCCGGCGAGUCGGCGCUUCUAGACCGGUCCAUAAUGGCCCUCGUGUGCGCAUUCUUGGGGAGGGAAGCCAACGACCUCCCGUUGAUGAACUACGGCGGGGAAUUAUAUAGCGAUGCGCUGAGGGUGAUGGCGUGGAUACUCCGCCAGAGGCUCCCACCGACGCCUCACGUACUCUACACGACCAUCGUCUUCCACACCUACGAGACAAUGCAAACGGGUGAAGCUUCUCUGCAAAAUUGCCUGACUCAUGUACGGGGCGCUACGGCAAUCCUCAAUCAUCCCUCCUUUAGGGACCGUCCCGUUCAAGAUCUGACUGGGACAAUGAUUACUCGACAGAAGUUAGCCGCAGUGCGGGCUUUCUGCAUCACGACCUGCCCGUCCAAGGCCACCGACGGGGAUUGGGAGUGUCUAACACGAGACAGAGCCACGAGGCCACUCGACGCGAUUCUCGCUUUGCUUGCUGAAAGCGUGCAGCUGCAACAAAGGCUGGACGUAAUCUCCUGCCAGCCUCGUUCCGAAUGUAAGGAAGCAGCCACCCAGAUGUUACUCCAACACUGUCUCGACCUGGCAGAAAGGCUGCGCACGUGUUUGCCUAAUGGGUUGAGCGAGAGCCGCUCCUCAGAGACUCGACUUUUUGUGCCCUGGGACCCCAGCGUGCUGCGACCUGCUCCACAGCCACUGCCUUUCCCGGAAGAUGACCUCGCUCACCCACCACUGUACGAAUUCGCCAAUCUAGCUACGGCCAAAUCUGUUCUGCUCUUCUGGAUCGUGGCAUUGACGAUCCGCAGACUCCUAUCCCACACCAAGACGCUGUGCCAGGAAGGUACCCAAUCGACGCUCGGUGCCGUCUCAUCGACACUACUAUGCAUAUCAGCCCGCGAACUCCGCCGCACGGUGGCGCAUCUCCUGCAGCCGAGGAACCUGAUGUCCUCCGCGCAUUGCAUUCUUUUCGCAGUGUCCGUGGUGUCGAAGUGCUACCUGGACGGUCGCGACGAGGUGGGCUUUGCGUGGUGCCAAGAUAUCUACCGGCUCCUUCAGUCGCGAGGGUGGGGAAUGGCCGGGCGUCUUGGUGACGCGGACCGGAGACUGUGGGCAUGCAUUCAGGUGCCCACGGCGGAGGAUAUGGAGUUCAGUUCCCCUCCCCUCACGGUGGAUGUAUCGCAUCGUAUAUAUAAUUCCUGGGAUCUGAAUUGA
Aspergillus brunneoviolaceus CBS 621.78 is the source of this 1641-nucleotide messenger RNA. RefSeq names its product Zn(II)2Cys6 transcription factor domain-containing protein. The record is from RefSeq and is a predicted model, not a curated record. Bases 67 to 1641 code for a protein of 524 amino acids. Gene Ontology annotation, molecular function: zinc ion binding; DNA-binding transcription factor activity, RNA polymerase II-specific. The transcript has 4 exons. Lineage: Eukaryota; Fungi; Ascomycota; Eurotiomycetes; Eurotiales; Aspergillaceae. Gene Ontology annotation, biological process: regulation of DNA-templated transcription.